ACGUCUAGACCUCGCACUACAAAAGGAGCCCAGCCAAGCCAAAUGGCGACCAUUUCCUGUAGAGCACUCCGUGUUGGGGCAGCUCUAGGUUCUAGACUUCUUGAAAAUAACCGAACUUAUUCAAAUAGAAACGCUAGCCCGAGAAAUUUCCGGACCCAUUUUGGAUUUUCACGCAACCCAUUAUCUCUAUCGAAAUCGUCGUCGACUGUACUCAAUAGAAUGGACGAUACAGCUAGGGUUUCCACUCUGUCCAGUGGAGGGGACGAUGUCCUUCGCUUCCCGUUGUCUCCAUCGAAUGCUUUGGUCAUUCAGAAAGGAGACAUCACAAAGUGGUCCAUCAAUGGCUCCUCCGACGCAAUAGUGAAUCCAGCAAAUGAGAGAAUGCUUGGAGGUGGUGGUGCAGAUGGAGCCAUACACAGAGCUGCUGGGCCAGAUCUUCGUCAAGCGUGCUUCAACGUUCCAGAAGUCAGACCUGGAAUUCGCUGUCCAACAGGGGAAGCUAGGAUCACCCGAGGUUUUAGGCUGCCUGCUUCUCAUGUUAUUCAUACCGUUGGACCAAUCUAUAAUUCAGAUAUUAAUCCUGCUGCAUCUCUUGCAAGUGCUUACAGGAAUAGCUUGAAGGUCGCAAAAGAGAACAAUAUUCAGUAUAUAGCAUUUCCUGCUAUAUCUUGCGGCGUCUAUGGAUAUCCUUAUGAUGAAGCUGCCACUGUGGCAAUAUCCACCAUCAGAGAGUUUCGAGAUGACUUUAAGGAGGUCCACUUCGUUCUGUUCUCGCCUGAUAUCUAUCACGUUUGGAUAAACAAAGCGAGCGAGUUGCUGAAAGAGUAGCUUGAUUCAUCAACUAUCGAGUGCCUGAAUAAUAUGGAGGAGACCUGCAAGUUCCAUUGCCAGAUUUCAAAAGCUACUAUUCUAGAAAAUGAAAUAGAAGCUUGAGGAUCUUAUAAUUGAGAAUUUGGUCUUUUUCUUUUCCGGUGACAGAAUGGAGUCUUUAAUUGGAGAUUAUUAGUUUCAUGCUGGUCAGCUGUUACUUUUUUGUGCUAUGGUCUGUGGUAUUGUGAAGAAGUCCUGCUGGAGCCUCCCUGAACUCCUGUGUUCAUGAUGCUGUUAUGUAAAAAUUCAGCGACUUAGCAUCAGUUUUCUAUUUCGCGAAAAUUCAUGCUAUUUUGUAAACUCUACAUGGUUUUCUUAGUGUUUGUCAUAUCAAUAGAAAAUUUAUGUCUGCUGCUAGAGAAGUAAAUGGAUGUUUUAUUUGGGAAAUGGAAUGAAAUGUUAAGGAA
This is a messenger RNA of Prosopis cineraria, 1277 nucleotides long. RefSeq lists its product as uncharacterized. NCBI's taxonomy places the organism in Eukaryota, Viridiplantae, Streptophyta, Magnoliopsida, Fabales, Fabaceae. Bases 43 to 828 code for a protein of 261 amino acids. The record is from RefSeq and is a predicted model, not a curated record. The transcript has 7 exons.